GCAACAUCUAUAGAAAAAGCGAAGGAGCAGCAGCAGCAGCUUAAAAAUACAUUUUUCACAAUGAAGCAAACGAGCGGAGGCAAGCAAAAUUGAUAGUAAAAUGUGUGCCACAGGAAACAACAGGAAAUCAAAGAAAUCCUCAAAGAACCUGAACUAUAUAGACAACCAGAAAGGAAUAUCUCAAUAAACAAAAAGAAACAAAGGAAAAACCAGCGAGAGAAAUAAUCACAAAACAACCAGAAAGAAAGAAAGCUUUAACUAAAAUAUUUUUAACUAUACAAUAUACAAUACAUAUAUAUAUAAAUUAAUUAUAGAAAUAGAGACUUAAGUGUUUAGUGCAUAAAUGAAUUAAUUUUUAAACAAAAUAACUGGGAAAAUCAAGCAAGUGUAUAGACCAAAAAAAAAAGCGAGGGCAGCUUCUGAUUUUCGGUGAUAUGGUGUAAAUGUGAUAAACAACGUUCUAAAAAAACACAACAAACAAACAACCAAAACGUUUUAAACUCAAUUACCACAAUAACAAAAAAACAAAACAAAAAUAGUGUUUUAUUUUUCCUCCCUUCGCAAAGUUUUUUGCUACGAAAAUCCAAUACAAUAACUAUUUAUCUACAAAUACUAAGCCUUGCAUCUUAUAAACAAACUAAACUAAAAAUAAACUAAUCUAAGUCGCACAAAACCAAAGCAAAUCGAGUGAAAACAACAGCGUCAGAGAUUUUUCGGUUCAACCUUUUUUAUAAAAAAUAAUAUUCUCUCAACUGCACUGCCGCAACUUUUCGACAACUAUGAUUUAUUUUCUGAAAGAAUAAUAAGAAAAACUUAAAUAUUCGUACAAAUAUAUUGAAGAAAACUAUGCAAACAUUCUUAUGAGCCGCAGACAACAAAAAGAAAAUAAAAGACAAAACUAACCAUAAACGAAAAUUUGUUAACAAAUUUUUGGAGCUACAUAAAACCGUGUAAACAAAAUGCAAUAGUCUUACUCAUAUAUUGAGUACACUUGACAUAAACUGUGAUUAUGAGUUCCACAAAAUCUCAAGUAGCCCUAGCUACGAAUAUUCCAACCAAUUUAUCCUCUGCCGCUUCUGCCUCAACAGCGGCCGCUGCGGCUGCCGUUGUUGUUGUUGCCAGUGCCAACGCCGCCGUUGCCUCAAAUACUAACUCAUCCGGAGUGGGAGUCGCCGGACCAGGAUCAGGAUCGGGAUCGGUAUCAGGACCAUUAGUCGCAGGACCAGGAGCGACUUCCGGAGCAUCCGGCUCAACAGUCACAGCAGCCACAUCCGCAACGGCAACCUCCUCCACUUCCGUUGUAACAAUCUCGAGCAACUGCAGCAGCAGCCUUAACAACAACUGCGGCGAAGAGUGCCAGACGGCCGGAUCUGCCAAUUUGGGCCGUCAGAACAGCUUCGGCAAUAGACGAGGCAACAUGAAGGGCAAACAUCUCACCCGCAGCCAUGCGAUGCGUGAGUCCACAUCGCCACCUCGCACGCCCACUCCCCGGGCUGCCUCCUCCGAUCAGCAGCAGCUCCAGGGGGAAUCCCACGAGCACAACAAUAAUAACAACAAUAAUAAUAUCAACAGCAACAGCAAAGCACAAUCAACUGGAAGGGGCAACUCGCCACUGAUGGAGACGCCAGCCGUGAUUGUCACUAGUCAGCAGCCCCAACAGCAGCAACAAAAUGUGCCCCAGAAGCCGCAGCAGAAUGUGCCACUCAGCAACGAGGCGGAGUUCCCGAAGCUUUCGCCCCCAAAGAAGUCCGGAGGGCAGCACAAUCGCACCAACAGCAAUGGCAGCGGCAUGGAGUAUAAUAACAACGCCAGUGGCAAGAAGUUCGUGGUGGAUCUGAAGGCCAACGGGUUGGACAACAAGCCACACAACAACAACUCCUCCGCGGGAGUGAUUUACAACUCCGGGAUGAACUACAAGGCGGCGGAGCGGCACGACCGUCACGAGCGCCACGAGAUGUCCAGCCAGAACAGCAAUCUGAGCAACAACCACGACGACGAGCAGUAUCACUAUGAGCCCAGAGGUGGAGGCGGUGGAAAGAAGCAUCGCGCCAACACCAAUGCCAAAGGUAACAAACCACGGUUGAAGAAUCUCGGUGGCAGUUCAUCAGGGAGUAUCGAUUUAGGAGGCGGCGGCGGUGGAAACGGCAAUGGUGGCAACAACAUGUCCAACAACGGACUGUCCAACAACUCGAGCAACAACACCUCGGGCUUCAUAUCGCGCGUCUUUCAUCAAUCAGAGAACUCGAGCGAGCAGUACACGGACUACGGCGGGACCGAUCUGCUGGUGUUCUUCCGGGACACCCUUAACAAGAACCCCAAGGACCGCAACAUCCUUUUGAAGAUCGAGAAGGAUCUGAUGGAGUUCGUCCAGGAAAACAGUCGCGGUUGUGAGUAUCGCUUUCCGCCAGCUUCCUCGUACAAUCGAAUGCUGAUCCAUCGCACGGCGGCCUUCUUCGGAAUGGAGCACAACGUGGACACGGAGACGCAGCAGUGUGUGAUUGUGGCCGUGGCCAAGAACACGCGUAUUCCAGAGAUCCGCUUCCAGUCGCUGGUGCGCGACGAUGCACGCAAGUCAAUUCUGAAGCGGGACACGCACAGCUUCGACGAGGUGCGUCAAUCGCCUUAUUUGUGCCCCCUUUCCAUGGAUCGCAAGGCCAAGAGCUUCGAGGAGCGAGAGGAGGAUUACGAUAGGGCGCGCAGCCGCAUCUUCAGUCGAACGGGGGGAAACCAUGAGGGUUACUCUGGUGGUGGCGAGGAGGAGUGCUACGGCGGCUGGGAACAGCAGCAGCAACAGCAGCAGAAGCAGAACCAGCCACCCAGGCCCAAGAGACCCAAUGGAAAGAUGCUCCAGAUGCAGAAUUCCACGGAAUCACGCGAUGGUAUGCGAUCGGGCGGAGCAGUGCCCAAGUCGCACAAUUUUGGCAACUACGGCGGGCCUCCCAGUUCAGGAGGACCUGGCAACAAUUCCCUGCCGCGUGGGGAUUCCACAAACUCGAUCAAAAGCGGACGCGGGGGCUUCGUCAAGCAGGACUCUACUGGCAGCACUCCAUGGCGGCUGUCUCCUUCCAGCAGUGGCUACAAGACGCGCACCCAGUCCGUGCGCUCCGAUUCCGUGACUCCAUCGCCCACGGGUUACGGCAGCGACAGGCAGACGCCGGAGUUGAACCACCCACCGCCGCCACCCAUGGUGACCCACAGCCGGGGGCCGCCACCCAUGUCACUGGGUGGUGGUGUUGUCGGCGGUGCAGGAUCAGGAGCCAUUGCAGCCGCGUCCCCCGUGGAAAUGGGGACAGAAGCCACCGUGGCUAAUGGGCCAUCCUCGUCGGGAACGUCGGGACUCGUCUGGGCCGUCACAGACAUUUCGAAUGUGCCAAUUGGCAGCGUCCUCAUUGAUCCGCAAACCCUCCAACCAAUUGUCAAUGCAGACGGUUCCAUCUACCACUACGACCCGUCCAAUCUGCCGCCCAACCAGGCGCUCCAGCACACGGGCAAUCAGUACCAGUCGCAAAACCAGGGCAACUCCUCCUCCGGCGGCUACAGCAACUACCGCAAGUCGUCGCCACAUCAGCAACAGCAGCAGCAGCAGCAACACCAGCAACAGCUGCAGCAGCCCCAGCAGCAGCAUCAACAGGCACCGCAGCAAUAUGCCAACACUGAGCUGUCCUGCAGCUCCACCGAGAGCUAUGCGGAGGAGGAGGCCCAGUCGCCGGGAAUGGAGUGCUCCGAGGGCUACGAGAGCUACGAGCAGCAGCCGAUGCCCGUGCAGCAGCAACUGUCGGGCAACGGCGACACUGGGAGCCUCAAGGGCGACGAUUGUGAUAGCCUGACCAGCGCCACCGCCUGCCUGAGCAUCACCACCUCCACUUCGACGAAGAACUACGACCGCAUCGAGGUGCAGAAGUACAAGAACCAGGCCACCAGUCCAAAUAUACCCGCCUGCUGUGCCGUGGGCGAGAAGCUGGAGCUGGAGGCUGUCGGACAACAGGAGCAGGAACAGGAGGAGCAACUGGCCGGGCCCUCAUCCUCCGGCUCCGCCGCCUCCUCCGUGGGCAUAACCGAACUGCCAUCGAGCCAGACCCCUCUGCCGAUGGCCACGCAAGUGAACUGCGACCUCCAGUCGGUGUCGCCCAGCAGCACGCCCUACAGCCAGUGCGAGGUGAAGACUCCUAGCCAGAGCCACGGACCCAGUGCCGCCGUCGAGGAGCCCAAGACCACCACCUGGACGUACACGCAAAGCUACCAGGCGCCGGACGGAUCCACCGUCUUUCACACCACCACCACGCCCAACGGGGCGGCGCCCUACUGCGCCACCACAUAUCAGCAGGGGCCCGAUGGGAGCAUCUAUGCCGUGCCGCAGGGCAUGGUGUAUGCCGCCUAUCCGCAACCUGGAGUGGCCAGUGCCGGUGGCGCCUCACAGCCGCUCUUCCAACUGACCACCAGCAGCCAUCCGCCCGCCCAGACGCUAUUCGCCUCCCCAGAAGCAGGCGGAGAGAUACCCGGCGGCACCUACAUGAUACCUGUCUUCGAUCCGGCCCAACAGCCGCGUGAGGGACUCAUCCCGGCACAGGCCAUUUACCAAACGGGUCCGGGUGGCCCGGGAGCCGCCACAGUGAUGCCAAUGGCAUCCGCCUAUCCCACGGCCCAGUUCGCGGCGGCAGCGGCUCCCAAUGGCGGGCCCAUCUACCAGGCGCCGCUGAUCUACUCCAGCGAACCGGGCGGAGGUGCCCAGCUGCAACAGCUUCCGAUGGCGCCGUACCCGAUUCAAUACUCCUACCCGUACUACCACCCCAUCUCGUACUACGUGCCGCAACAGGCGGUGGCCGCCGCGCCCAUGGUGGCCAGUCAGCCGCAGGUGGGUCAGGUGGCUCCGAUGCAGCCGCAGGCGCCGCACACGGGAGCUGGAACAGCCGCUGGUCCACCCACGGUGGUGUCAGUUUCAGGCCAACAGCACCACCAGCCGCAUCAGCAGCACCACCAUCAGCAGCAGCAGCACUCGAGCAACGGGUCCGUGGUGACCUCCAGUGGCUAUGGCACCCGGGUGAAGCGCACGCCCGGCGGCGGCUCCAUCCACUACAAUCCCAGCUACACUCCGAGCUCGGUGGCUCAUGCUGGGGGUGCCCAUCACCCGUCGGCGGGCUCCGCACAGAUCAUUGCUGCGCCGGCGGCCAGCACAACCACAUAUCAUGCGCUGCCCACGCUGACGCUGGCCCACGGUGGUGCGCCAGCCGGCACGGAUCUCAGUGGUGCGGGCGGUGCCCAUGUGUACGCGCUGCCCGCUCAACACGCCACCGCACUGAUCCCAACGAAUAUCUUCCCCUAUGCGGCGGCAGCGGCGGCGGCAGCAGCAGCCGGCGGCCCGGGAGGAGGUCCUCCAGCGGCUCCUCCUCAGGUGGUGCAGCAGGCGGCGCCACCACCACCGCCGCAGAGUGCUCCCCACGCUCACGCUCUGAUCACAGCGGCUCCGUUUUACCCGGCCAGCCAGGGAAGCAUGGAUCAGGGCGCCUCACAGUCGGCUCCCAGUACGCCAGCCAAUCCCGGAAGACAGGCUCCGCUGUUCAGCACUCCACCGGCUCCCAAUAACGGAAGCUCGGGAAGCAGCAGUGGCGGAGGAGGAGGCGGGGGCUACCACAGCAACAGCUCCACGCCGCACUACUACCAAAACCAGAACAGCAACGAGGGCUACACCUCGCCCUACGAGAAGAGGAACCAUGGAGGCGGUGCCUCAGUGGGAGUGCGCAAGCCAUACCACCCAGGAGGUGGCUACAAUCCCAGGCAUUCGGUGCCCUUGGGAGGGGGGAUCCCCUCGGGAGCCAAGACUCCACUGCUCAACUCGAACAACGAGCCCACGCCGCGUGCCUCUCCGAGCAGCGUGAGCUUGGGUGGUGCCUCCUCAUCCGGCGGACCCAGUAGCUACCAACACCGUGGCCCUCCACCCCAUACGAUGGGUGUUAAGCGGGACAACAAGCCCAACCAGCUGCCGCUGAUCAGUGGACCACCACCGAGCUAUGCGACGAACUCGAGUCCCGGAGUCCCCAGUUACGAAAGCAAGCCGCCAGUGCGCCUAAACGCAGGAGCCGCCAGCUUCCGUAGCCAGAAGUCCAUGAACCAGGACUACCGACGCAGUGUCUCCCAGCGGAACUCGCCCAGCGCCAAUGGAGGAGGAAGUGGCAGCCACGAGAGCAGCAACAAUUCGCCCAACAGUAUUGUGGGCAGCCAGAGCAACAGUGCUGCCAACACGCCCAACGCAGGAGCACCACCGCAGCCACAGCCACAACCCACACUGGUCAGCCACUCUGGAGGAUUUGUGGUGGUGGACCAGGCCACUGGAGCCGCCAUUAAUGCCUCGCCGCCCUCGCUUUACGGCGGAGGAGGAGGCGGUCCGGCCGGAGGACUAGGAGGCGGAGCAGGUGGAGCUGCGGGAGCGGCUCAGCCGGGUGGCGGAGGCGGAGGCGCCCGCUCGCACAUUCCCACUGCCCAGCUGCACCACAGUGCCGCCGCUGCCGCCGCCGCAGCUGCUGGCAGCCAACAAGCCACGGCGGCGGUGCUGAGCGGCGUGGCCGCUGCGGCCGCCCUCGGCGGCUACAAUCCAAAUGGGGCGUCGGGCAUGUACUUCAAGUACGGCCAGACGUACUUUGCCCAUCCCUCGGUGGCCUUGCCCAACAAUCGACGAUCUCCGUCGAACGAUAUCCGGCCGCAAAUGGCGCAGGUGGCCGGCAUGUAUCCCACAAUGAUGAUACAAGCGCGUCAUCCCAGUCGCCAUCCGAACCCGAACUACAAAGGUUCGCGUCCGCGGUAAAGCCAACCGGAAAAUCAAUAUAGAAAACCCAAGCAAAACAAAAACUACUUACACAUAACGGCAUACCUAAGAUAAAUAUAAAUAGCAACCUAAUCUAGUGGAACAUAAAGUAGUUGACAACCAUAAAAACCAGAUGAAGUGGACCGGAUGAACGGAUGGAAACGGAAGAGCAGCGCAGGAAGAGCAUAGAACUCGUCGAGUGCUGGCCGCAGAGUUGUCGGACAUUAUUGGUAGCAGCUGGAGAGGAAGGGGCGUGGCAGGGACUAAAUUCACCAUCCACAAGUCACCAGAAGCAAACCAAACUAUCCACACGCCAUAGACACCACAUGAGAUCCGGGGAGCGAAACAGAGCGAAGCCAUCAAUGUUAUCUUCCGCAGAAAAGCGAAGGGAAAGGGGGGAAAACCGACAAAGCAUAGCAUAUAGCCUCUUUAAAGUUAAGGAGUAUUGUACGGAUAUAGCUACAAUAACUGAACCGCUACAGAAGGAAAGAAUUGAAUGCUGUAUAUUUUGUGCCAUUACAAAUAGUCUUUAAUAAACAAAAAAACGAGUACCCGAAGAAGCAAUAAAUUAACACACAACGACGGCUCCCCGAAAACGGACUUUCGAACUGAACACUCGACCGAUACGUAACUUCCACUCCCUUUCUCAAGCAUAUAUAGGAUAUUCAGGUAGACUUUAGUUCCGAGAGGGCUCUCGAAAGGACCGCAAAUAGACUGAGAGAAGUUUCGGAGACGAAGUCAAAUAAAUCACCUAUUUGCACGCUAAAGCAAGAGAAUCUCCCGGAAUUCUCAAUACUAUUUUAACCGAUUAUUUCCAAAGCUGCUACCAAAAAGUAUAUUCAAAAUUUCAAAUAUCGCCUUGCUUUGGUGUGCUUAAUUGAAUGCGUUUUAAUUAUGUUAAAUAUCUCAACCGAAAGCAGAAGCUAGAACAGAAACAGAAACUCUAUCGACCGACUGGACAGCCUGGCCCACUGGACCCCAAGAUCCCAAAAAUCUGCUGCCAGAAUUGGCGCGAGUCUUAUAUCUAGUUUUGUCCAGCAAAAUUUCGUGUAAAGCUCUGUGACACAAGUCUCGAGGAAAGCCACUAAAUCUGUUUAUUUAAGACCGAUGAAAUCUACACAUAAAAUACAUCUAUGAUUUAGAGAGUCAAUUAUUAUUAUUUUGUAAUUUUAAUUAAUGAAAAUUUGUUAAAUUUGAUUUUUGAUUUGAAUUUCCCUAUUACGUUUAUGUUCUUUCGAAAUAGAAUUUCCUUAUAAUUUUCUGUUCCUUAAUGCAAAGAAGCUGCAGCUAAAUUUCGUUGUUACUCGUAAGCAAAAUAAAAAACAGACAAUGGAGUACGAUGGAUGAUGAGCAGGAGAAGACGGAGUCAAGCAGCUAUACAUUUAUUGUUAAACAAAAUAAUUAGCUUAGCGUAUAAACUACAUAUGUAUAUGUACCAUCUAAUAAUAUAUAGGCAAGUGAAAAGAAAGAAAAACAAACAAAAUGCGAAAAUCGAAAAGUAUAAUAAAAGAGAAACCACAUGAUUAGUUAAAGUUAAAA
Messenger RNA from Drosophila rhopaloa, 8335 nucleotides. RefSeq names its product protein encore (gene enc). Gene Ontology annotation, molecular function: nucleic acid binding. The record is from RefSeq and is a predicted model, not a curated record. The transcript has 14 exons. Bases 1010 to 6796 code for a protein of 1928 amino acids. NCBI's taxonomy places the organism in Eukaryota, Metazoa, Arthropoda, Insecta, Diptera, Drosophilidae.